Condylura cristata (star-nosed mole) is the source of this 4794-nucleotide messenger RNA. It is a transcript of the gene ZNF316, whose product is annotated as zinc finger protein 316. Gene Ontology annotation, molecular function: DNA-binding transcription factor activity, RNA polymerase II-specific; sequence-specific DNA binding. Gene Ontology annotation, biological process: regulation of transcription by RNA polymerase II. Gene Ontology annotation, cellular component: nucleus. The record is from RefSeq and is a predicted model, not a curated record. The coding region runs from base 219 to 2267 and encodes 682 amino acids. The transcript has 7 exons. Lineage: Eukaryota; Metazoa; Chordata; Mammalia; Eulipotyphla; Talpidae.
UGAGUCCUGCCUGAUUGCUGCCCAGAGCAGCCCUCCCAGGCCGUGGUGGAUGGUGGGGGCACUGCUGGCACGCCUCUGUGCUCCCCUGCCCCUCCGCCCUGCCCCGCGCAGCUUUGCCCGGGCCCACAGCAUGCCUGUGUCUGGACUUCCUCCAGUGUUCCUUGUUGGCACGGUGCCUGCGUGUUGAGAGCUGGGCUGUCCUAAGGCUUGCAGAGAAGAUGGCCGCCCUUCACACGACCCCAAACUCCCUGGCUGCCCGGCUGGAGAGGGCAGAGGCUGGGUUGGGAUGUGAUCCUGAUCAGGAGGAGGAAGAAAAAAAGGGGGCGGAGCAGGAGGAGGAAGAGGAGAUGCCAGUGGAAGAGGAGGAUGUGGUGGUGGCAGAGCUGGAGGCCGACGAGGAGGGGGGCCAGACAGGGCAGGUGGAGCAGGUGGAGGUAGAGUUGGAGGAUGAGGAUGUGGAGGAAGUGGUGGCAGAGCAGCGGAAUCCACCGUUGGGGACCCAGGAGCACCUUAGCCGUGGUGGUGAUACCAAGUUCCCAGUUCGUCAGGAAAAGGCCCUGCAGGCCACCCGGGUUCCAGCCGUGCCUAGGGAUGAGGACCUGGAGGAGGAGGAGGAGGGGGAGGAGGAGGAAGAGGAGGAGGAGGAGGAGGAGGAUUCCCUGACAGCUGGGUCUCAGGGGCUGGUCACCUUUGAGGAUGUGGCUGUGUACUUCUCCCUGGAGGAGUGGGAACGGCUGGAUGCAGACCAGCGGGACCUCUACAAGGAUGUCAUGCAAGAGAACUAUGGGAUCCUGGUGUCCUUGGGAUACCCAAUCCCCAAACCGGAUCUGAUCUUCCGGCUGGAACGAGGGGAGGAACCCUGGGUCCCAGACAGUCCACGUCCUGAGGAGGGAGACAUUGUCACAGGCGUUUACACAGGCGCCUGGUUCUGGACUGAUGACAUGGAGGAUCAUGAGGAGGAAGAUGAUGAGGACUUUCUGGCAGAGGUGGCUGAGGAGGAGAAUGAACCCCCAGGGCUGUGGUCUGCAGCCUACGGUGUGGGCGAUGUACCAGGCACCUGGGGCCCUGACGACUCAGAUUCAGCGCAGACUCCAGAAGGGUGGGAGCCCGACCUGGGCGGCCUCGGGGGCCUGGCGGAGGGCUCUGAGGCAAAGGCCUUCUUGCCUGGCCGUGAGCCGGGUGUGAACCUGCCCUGGGCCUUCCCUGCAGAGGUGGCCGCCCCCACAGGAAGGCCCGAGACCACGUGUGAUGUGUGUGGCAAAGUGUUCCCGCACAGGUCCCGCCUGGCCAAGCACCAGCGCUACCACGCAGCUGUCAAGCCCUUUGGUUGUGAGGAGUGCGGCAAGGGCUUUGUGUACCGCUCCCACCUGGCCAUUCACCAGCGCACACACACCGGAGAGAAGCCUUUCCCUUGCCCGGACUGCGGCAAGCGCUUCGUCUACAAGUCGCACCUGGUCACCCACCGGCGCAUUCACACCGGGGAGCGGCCCUAUCGCUGCGCCUUUUGCGGCGCGGGCUUCGGGCGCCGCUCCUACUUGGUCACGCACCAGCGCACGCACACUGGCGAGCGGCCCUACCCCUGCCCGCACUGUGGCCGCAGCUUCUCGCUGCGCUCCUACCUGCUGGACCACCGGCGCGUGCACACGGGCGAGCGCCCCUUCACCUGCCCGGUGUGCGGCCGCAGCUUCAGCCAGAGCUCCCAGCUGGCGUGCCACCAGCGCGUGCACACGGGCGAGAAGCCCUACGGCUGCCCGCACUGCGGGAAGCGCUUCGGCCACAGCUCGGACUUCAAGCGGCACCGGCGCACGCACACGGGCGAGAAGCCCUUCCGCUGCACCGACUGCGGGCGCGGCUUCGCGCAGCGCUCCAACCUGGCCAAACACCGGCGCGGCCACACGGGCGAGCGGCCUUUCCCCUGUCCCGAAUGCGGGAAGCGCUUCUCGCAGCGCUCAGUGCUCGUCACACACCAGCGCACGCACACGGGCGAGCGGCCCUACGCCUGCGCCAACUGCGGCCGCCGCUUCUCGCAGAGCUCACACCUGCUCACGCACAUGAAGACGCACAGGGGCGCGGUGGGUGCGGCCGGCCCCACGGCCGCCCCGGCGCCCAAGCCCGAGACGCCAGCCAAACUGCCGGCGGGCGCAGCGAGCGGCGCGGGGGAGCGCGGCAGCACCCUGCUGGAGUUUGCGGGCGGAACGAGCUUCGGCUCAGAGCCCGCGACCGCGUUCGCAGGCCCCUCAGGCGCCUUCCCCGAGAGCGUCCUGUGAGGGCCGGAGGCCGAAGAAGGCGCAGCCCUAAGGGCCACCGACUCCUCCCUGGGGCGCCGGUGGCAGCGCACCGGCCCCUUGCUCCUCUAGCCUGGGGGACCGAGGGUUCCAGUCCUGGGCGUGGUGCCUACCCCUCAGUCCUGGCACUCUGCCUUUCGCUCCCCCAAUCGCGGGCUUCCCUCCUGCCUGACUCCAUAACACCGGGCCCUGAGCUCGUAGACAGUGGCGGGGGGAAGGGGUGCGCUUGGGGAGAGGAGAACAUCGCGGGGAAGGGGAGGGGCAGCCACCCUGACAACUGCGACAUCCCUGGGCCUGUGCUAUGCACCCAGAGGUCAGGGUGCAGGCACGUUAUUUAUUUCACUGGGAUUCCGAGUCGGGUGGCCCGGGGCCAGGUGGCUGAGUUUUAACGGCGUUUUAGAGCGUCGGAGGGAAGGUGAGGGCGGGGCGCCCGGCUGCCGAGGUGGGUCCGCGCCCCAUCCCGGCGGGGCUGACUCCUCUUCCGGGCCCUCGGCAUCACUGGUCGUCGAAGUUAGUCUGUGACGGCCUGCGCGCUGGCUCCGCGCCUCACGGGUUCAAGGGCUGCCGGGCGAGCCCCGGCGACAUGGCUUGGGAAGCUUUCAUUCUGAUUGUCCAACUGUGGGAGUUUAUCGCCGCCUCCUGCGUGGUUUGAAGAAUCUGGAUGGUGGGAAAGCCAGAAACCAAAUUUGUGGCCUGGGCAGAUGAUAUCGCGGGGUCCCGAGGGAAUUUGAAGCCUUAUUCUCCUAAGCCGCCCUCUCCUUACCCGCUUUAGCUCCGAGGUCUCCCAGUUAACGCCUGCUGGGUUUUAUUCAGCCAUUUUGGUACUCACCUUGGGCGCUGGAGGUGUCAUACUCAGAUCCUUAGGAACCCUGGCGCCCCAGUAGACCUGGGCCCCACCUUCCACUGCCUGAGCUGCCACCUCUCGUGGGGCCCCGGGGCCCCACCUUGUGAGCCUGUCGCCCAGUUAGAAUAAACCCAGUGUAAAGUGACAGGUUGGUAGCAGGAUUCUGUCUCACAUCCCAUAAUUAGGGUUCUGGGAGUUCCACAGGUCUCUUUAAUUGUUUCUAUGGUUAUUCGUGUUUCUGUUUCGAUUCUCAACUCCCAAAAGGCCCUGCAGGCUGGGCUGUCUGCACAGGCACAUCCACUUUGCGAUGCGGCCCCGUGUGGGGGCUCAGUGACUAGUAAACUGAGUACCCGACUAUGCAAGACCUUAGCCUGGUGGGCACUCUGCCCUCUCAGCUGGGCUGUUGGGAGCCACCCAGCAGGCAGGUGAGGCACAGCUCUCUGAGACACCCCCACCCCUUAAUGCCUUUUGGACCAGUGAGUGGGGCCAGAAAACAGAUUUUGAAGCAACCGCAUUCCCUUUUAGACCUAGUACCUUCGGUGUUAGUGUAGAUGUGGUCUUGGGGCCUGGGAGCCAACGGCCAGGCCACGGGGCCCGGGGGUGGGAUAGGAGGCCAGUAGUCCGUGGGGGGAGGAGACGGUGUGGGGGAGAGUUAGCCUGGCUGGGUGAGAAGGCGGGGUGGGGUCCCAGGGUGGCAUGAGGAUGCUGGGUGGUGCCCUCUCUGUUCCUAAUUGGUCUCCUCUCCCUGUGAGACUGGAGAACCAGAGCGGAGGGCGAGGUGGCUGGGGAGGCUCAGCAUCUGAGGCCUCGCUCUCCCAACACUGGGGUCUGGCGUCAUGCCUGCCCCUCCUGAGGCAGGUCUGCCCGAGGUGUUGAGUGUUUUUGGCGGUGCUCCUGGGCCCGAUUGCUCCUGCCCAGCCCUGAGCUGUCAGAGGAGGACCCAGCUUUAAUAAAGAGUGGAGAAAUGAAGCUUUCUGACUGGAUUCCGUGUUGUUGCUCUCCUCAGUACCCAUCAGGGAGCUAUGCAAGGCCUCAGGUCUGUCUUGUUCCUGCAGAUGCUUUUUAGUGGUUUCUCUUUGAGGAGACUAACAUUAGUCUGUGGAGGGUCUGCCCAAGAGCUUUAGCCCUGCCUGCUACCUGUGUUCACAUCUUAGGGGAGUUCCCAGCGGCUCCCCCAACACUGCCACGUACUCUUUGUAACACACUCUUAUCUCAGGACAGCCUCACCGUGGUCAGCGGAGUGGACCAGCUCCCCUCCCUGGUCCAGACCAGUGCCACAGGCCUUGCCUCAGACCCCCACCACGCGGGUCACCCAGGGCUCACCUACUCCAGCCACUCCUCAGCGCACCUCCCUGGGGCCUCACCUUCUCCUUCAGCCUGACUUACUGAGUUCUCACCACUUGGUGUCCCCAGACCAGAUAAGGCUCUCCCAACCUUUCCUUGUGGAUUUGAAAGAAAUGAACUACUUUCAAGUGUGAUUUGGAGGCAUCAGAACAGAACCUAUAUUUCAGUUAAAAAAAAAAAAACAGGCUUUGAGUGGCAGAUGAAUGUUAAGACCUAGUUAAAAAUGAAUGACCUUGAGGGUCUUCAGGUCUGUUCAGAAAAAUUAAAAAUAUUCCCUGAGCUUACAAUGAUCCAUUUAAUUAAAAAUUUCAAUAGUUUUUU